AGAGGUUCCAGUUCCGAAGACGUAUUGGUGUUUGACGAGUUUGCUUGUGAGACCUCCUCGCUAUCGCACUAACUAUAGAAGGAUACGUGUGGAAAUAGCCAAAGAUGAGCAUUUCAGGAAACUAUGGAAAUUACGGAGGACCACCAGAUGUUCCGAAAAUUAUGGAAGAAGCUAACGCCAUGUGCGGGAUAGAUCUCGUCUACCUGAACGUUGGAGGGAAGAAAUACACUACCAACUUUGAAACGCUAGCACGAUCAAAAAGCUCGUACUUCAGCGAACUGAUGAGGAUUGACAGAAAUUCGGGCAGAGUUUUGCUUUUCUUGAAAAACUGCGCUAUUGAUCGAGAAGGAGCCCUUUUUAUCAAUCGCGAUGGAGAUCUCUUCGCACAUGCUCUUCAGUUUAUGCGAGAUGGUAGGCGAGCUGUGUUGCCGGAGGACAAGUAUACUCUGAAACAACUCAUUCGUGAAUCCGAAUUCUUUGGAAUGGAUAGUUGGAAAGAAGUACUGAUAGAACAGUUGGAGCAAGUGGACAAGAAGAAAAACGAGCUCAUGGAAACUCUAACAGCCAUUGACGGUCAUGUCAACCGCUUGACAGAUACCAUGUACUUCGACGGGUUUAAAAAGUGACAUUUUUCCUGUAACUUGCUGUGUAAUGAAGAAUGAACCAUCUCCGCCCUGUCAUUGUCCACGCACCAU
Messenger RNA from Cylicocyclus nassatus, 695 nucleotides. The record is from the annotation of a GenBank genome assembly. NCBI's taxonomy places the organism in Eukaryota, Metazoa, Nematoda, Chromadorea, Rhabditida, Strongylidae.